UGAAAGAAGAAAAGAACCACUCGUUCUCAAUCGAAGCAGAGGAACUCUGUAAAAUAAUGGUAGAGACGAACGCUCCUCCUCGUCCAAAGCCGGUGGCACCACCUCCACUUGCAGUACCAGGAGGUUCUGUCUAUAAUCCAACAGAGCAGCUUCGCCAACUCAACUACUGUAUCCAUUCCAAUCCUUCAUGGCUGGUAACAGUUGCACUGGCUUUCCAACAUUAUAUUGUGAUGCUAGGAACUACUGUCAUGAUUGCCUCCCUUAUAGUUCCCCAAAUGGGUGGGGACAAUAAAGAUAAAGCCCGUGUAAUUCAGACAUUGCUCUUUAUGGCGGCAAUCAAUACACUGCUUCAAACACUUCUUGGGACGCGGCUUCCUACAGUGAUGAGGCCAUCCUAUGCAUAUGUGUUAUCAGUUAUGUCAAUUAUCAAUGAUAUGUCUGAUAGCAAUUUUGCGAAUGAGCAGGAGAGAUUUGUCCAUACUUUAAGAGCUAUUCAAGGGUCUCUGAUUGUCUCUUCUUUUUUCAAUAUCAUUAUCGGGUAUAGUAAGGCAUGGGGGAAGUUUACAAGGUUCUUCAGUCCUGUUGUUAUUGUUCCAGUGGUCUGUGUUGUGGGUCUUGGUCUGUUUGGGAGGGGCUUUCCCCGGGUUGCUGACUGCAUUGAGAUUGGUCUCCCCAUGCUAAUUAUUCUGGUUAUUGGCCAACAAUAUUUGAAGCAUGUUCAUGAAUUCUCACAUACCCUACUUGAGAAGUUUGGCUUGCUUUUCUGCAUUGCAAUUGUCUGGACUUUUGCUGCUAUCCUUACUGUUGGUGGCGCUUACAAUAAUGCCCGUCAGCAGACUAAGAUUAAUUGCCGCACUGACCGUUCAUACCUCAUAGCAUCAGCUCCUUGGAUUAGAAUUCCAUAUCCUUUUCAGUGGGGUGCACCUAUCUUCCGGGCCAGUCAUGUCUUCAGCAUGAUGGGUGCAGUACUUGUUUCAACAGCUGAGUCAACUGGAACAUAUUUUGCAGCUGCACGUUUUGCAGGAGCUACACCACCUCCAGCACAUGUGCUUACUCGAAGCAUUGGUCUGCAGGGUAUUGGUACGCUGCUUGAUGGGAUGUUUGGUUCUAUUGUUGGCACUACUGCGUCUGUUGAAAAUGUUGGCCUUCUUGGAUUGACACAUGUAGGCAGCCGAAGAGUAAUCCAGAUAUCAUCUAUAUUCAUGAUCUUCUUUUCGAUAUUUGGAAAGUUUGGGGCCUUCUUUGCAUCAAUUCCGUCGCCAAUAUUUGCUGCUACAUACUGUGUUCUAUUUGGACUUGUUGCUGCUGUUGGAAUCUCAUUUAUUCAGUUCACCAACAAUAACUCUAUGAGGAAUCUCUACGUCUUGGGUCUCUCUCUCUUCUUGGGAAUAUCCAUUCCUCAAUAUUUUGACCAGUACACUGCUUCACAUGGCCAUGGACCAAUCAAAUCAGGUGGUGGAUGGUUCAAUGACAUAUUUAAUUCAAUCUUCUCGUCACCCCCAACUGUGGCAAUGAUUGUUGGGACGCUGCUUGAUAAUACACUCGAUCCUAGGCAUUCAGCUGGAGACAGAGGAUUAGCUUGGUGGGUACCCUUCCAGAACAAGAAGGGAGAUUCCAGAAAUGAAGAGUUUUACAGUCUUCCUCUUAGAAUGCAUGGGUAUAUCCCCACCAGAUUCGUCUGGGUACCUACGCAUCCUUGUACAUCUUGUUUCGAUUACUAA
Molecule: messenger RNA, 1721 nt
Organism: Telopea speciosissima
Lineage: Eukaryota; Viridiplantae; Streptophyta; Magnoliopsida; Proteales; Proteaceae
Product: nucleobase-ascorbate transporter 3-like
Exons: 14
Coding region: 57-1721 (554 amino acids)
Biological process (GO): transmembrane transport
Cellular component (GO): plasmodesma; plasma membrane
Molecular function (GO): transmembrane transporter activity
Source: RefSeq, a predicted model, not a curated record